Molecule: messenger RNA, 6696 nt
Organism: Ectocarpus siliculosus
Lineage: Eukaryota; Phaeophyceae; Ectocarpales; Ectocarpaceae
Source: the annotation of a GenBank genome assembly
AUGGAGAUGCCUGCAGAUGAACCGGAUGAAAACCCAGGAGAUGCGUCGUCGGUCUCGGUUGAUCUCACCUUCCUGGCCCUGCGAGACGCCUCGCGGCAGGGCGGCAACAGCAGCAGCAGCAGCAGCAGUCCCUCUGCAACAACGACAACGGUACCUCAACCUGCGAGCACUAGCUGUUGCCGUCCGAGCGAGACGCCGCUGUUCGGAAGCAUUCUCCGCGCGGUGUUGCUGCAACAGCAGGCGGGGGAAGGAGGAGGGGAGCAGGACCAGAGCUUGGUGCACACAACGCCCGGAGUGUUCCCCGUGCUGACCCGUCUAUUGGCGGCGGACGAGGUGUGCCAGCCCGCGCUGGCGGGGGCGGCGGAUCGGGCUGCGACGGCGGGGGGUGCGGGGCAGCAGCAGCGACAGCCGGGUCACCACCAGCUGAGGCUGCAGCAGCUGGAGAGCGCUCACCAGCCGAGGUCCUCUCCGACGCCGAAGGAUGCACUGGUGGCUUCGAGUAGGGCACGGCACGACGAUACCCAAGGUGGCGGUGGUGGUGAUGUUUCUCACAGUAACAGCCUGGUUUCCAUCUCGAGUCUCUCCGACGUCCAGCAGAAGCUGCUCCCGGCCGACACCCCGCGGCGGGUGUGCCAGUACGCCUUCCUGAAGAACGACAUCGUCUGGAUCUGCAAGGAGUGCCAGGCGGACGAGACGUGCGUGUUGUGCAACGACUGCUUCCGGAGCAGCGACCACGAGGGUCACGAGGUGUACUUCUAUCACGCGCAGGCGGGUGGGUGCUGCGACUGCGGCGAUCCUGACGCUUGGGAUUACCGGGGGUUCUGCCGUCACCACGGGCUGGACAACCGCGACCCCCUGCUGGAACUCCCCCAAGGACUGAUAACGGCGGGGUCGACCGUGAUGGCGGCUGUGCAGACGUUCUUGCUCGAGACAUCCAAGGCCGUGGUGCAAUCUUUCGACCUCGCCAAGCCGUGGAACACCAGCGGAGGACGCCCGCCCAAGAGCGUGUCGAUGAUAGUCCACCAGAGCCUCUACGAGGAAAACCAAGUGUACGAGGCCCUGGGGUCGGUGGCAAACCUCGGCAUGGCGAACGUGCACCAAGGCGACGGAGCCGCGGACCCUGAGAGGGAGCGGGAGGCGAGGGAAUUGGAGCGCUUGCUGGACGUUGCGCGGGCGCUGGCGAAGCGGGGGCUGCUGAUCUCGGUUCGCACCCACGAACUCCAGGAGCGGCUGAAGCGCUCCCAGGACGUGGUGAGGUGGCUGCACGCGGUGUCCACCCUGUCGGACGGCUGCUGCCGCCUGGUCUGCGAGAUGCUCGACGUGCCCACGCUGGUCGCCCUCAUGGAGGCGGACACCCACCUGCCGAAGCCGCUGGCCUGUGCGCUGCACGACCUAUACCUGGCGCUGAUGGCGGACCAGCCUUUCAAGACCAGGAUCGCGGCGGCCUACGUCCGCGCCCUCCCCGCCGUCACGGCCAACUACGCUCGAGGUGUCGGCACCGCGGAACACGCGCUCUACACGCUGAGCGUACAGUUCUUGAACCGGUCGGCCUUCGUCAAGAAGCUCGUCGAGAAGCACCACCUCCUGCAGAUUCUCGCCGGCUGUCUCCUGUCGACCCUCUCGCGCGCCUGUCAGAGGCAGCCUGCCAGGGGCGGCGCCCCCGGGAAUCGAGAUGGCAAGAUGGUGCUGAGCGCCUCCCACAGCGUGUUGGAGCACCGCCGGUACAACCCGAUCGCGGCCGACCUCAAGUGCGUCUUGAACAUCGAGGGAGUUCCGCAGCGUUUCCUGAGGGCGUGCUUCACGGAGUGGAUCAAGGUUCUACUCAUGGUGCAGAAAAUGGCCCCUCAAGUGAGACAGCAGCGGCUGCACGUCGAGCGCGAGCAGCGGGAGUGGAUGUUCGCCUUCAACAUCAACAUCAGCCUCACCUCGCUUUUCGAGUGUAUGCUGGGCUGGCUCCGAGAACCCUUUGGACACACCUCCAUCCCGGCGGGCUUCUUUUCCUCCAAGACAACGACGGCGGCGACGACGACACCCGCCACCACCACCGGCGCUGCUGCGACCGUUGCCAGUGCGGCGACUCCGUCGCCAGUAUCUUCGGGAGAAGGAGGAGCCGCGGGCGCCGCCGCGGGCGCCGCCGCGACGGCUGCGCCGGCGCCGCUGGCCCUCUUCCAGCUUGCAUCGCCAACGCCCCCGCCGGCCGGGGCGGGCGGAGAGGUUGUGUCGUGGUGGGCCGACAUUUUGGAGGAGGAGCACGUAUUCGCCGCCGCCGCCUCCGCCGCCGCCUCCGCCUCCGCCUCCGAAGGCGAAGAGAAAGACGGAGCGGAGGGAGAGCCAUGGCAGCCCUGGGCGGGAUCAGGGGCGAAUGCUACUAUGUGGGAGUUUCUCAACGAGGCGAACAACGCCGUGCCGGCGGCGGCGGCGGCGGCGGCGACGGGAGGGACGCCACCACCGCCCGGAGGGGCGAGUGGUAACAGCCACCGCGGCGCCGCUUCCCUGUGGUCGGCGUUGGCCACUGCUACUGUUGACGGCACGAGGGCGGCGUGGGAGCACGAGGAGCUGCCCACGUUCCCGGGGGGUGUCCUGCGGGUACGGCCGCCGGCGGCCGGAAGGUCUUUUCACAUCAUCCUGCAUCGUUUCUUCGCCGCCAUGGUGAGGGAGGCGUGCAACUGCGAGGAACGAGGCAGUGACCUGCGCCAGCUCUGCGGCUUCGUCGGCCGCUAUCCCGAGGUGGUGACGGACGUGGCCGACACAGCGCUCAACGUGCUGUCCUUUGCGGCGGAGGUGAGGGCCGGGCUGUGGAGGAAGAACGGCCAGUGCAUGAAUGACCAGGUGCUCAACUACGCGGAGCCGAGCUUCUGCAAGAUUUUCCGCGACCUGGACCUGAUGACGGUGCAGUUCGCCGCACUCUCCGGCGGCGCUUCGCAGCUGGUUAACCACGUUCUCCACAGGUUCCAAUGCUUUUUCUUUUGGAUCUUGGACGAGUGCGACGCGACCACGACCACCCGGGCUUCUGCGGCGGGGGAGUCUGCCAAAGGGCGAGCUGCGGCGGCGGCCGCAGCCGCGACAUCGGCACUAGAACGCUUAGGGGGGCGAGGAGGAGGCGCAGGAGCGGCGAGGAAGACGGGGACUAGUAGUGCCCCGGUCCCGCCGACGCAUAUUUUUUCCGACUCUUCGGCCUCCCACGGCGGCGGCGGCGGGGGCGGCGGGUUCGCGGGGCCGGACAAGGAGCGGCAGCGGCGCGCGCGACGUCUGCGGCGUAGGUCAACGUUAGACCCUGAUCAGCAACUGGCGUUGGGCGAGGAGUGCCUGAUGCUGCUGAUCCUUCUCGUCACGGAGAUGCCGAUGGUCCCCGAUCCCCUCACACCCGAGCCGGGCGUCGACAGCGGCGACGGCGGCGGCACCGGAGUAGGUGGCCGCGGUGGUGGCUCGCCGGAGGCGGCGAGGAAGGGGACGGCUGGCGGCGGCAGGAUGGCGAGGCAGUUGCGGCGGGAGCUCGUCCACCGCCUGGCGUCCGCGCCGUGCACCCACAGCGAGCUGCAGGACACGUGCUACGCCUCGUCUCACAACGAGGCCCUAGAAGCGGAGAUGAUGGAGGCGAUCCUCCGGGACGUGGCGACGAGAAGGGAGCCGUCCAACGCCCUGGAUUCCGGCCGGUUCGUGCUCAAGCCCGAGGUCUUCGCGGCGGAGUACGACAGCACCUUCUUCCACCAGUCCAUCCAGGCCCACCAACAGGCCAGCGAGCGGCGGCCGGCCAUCAAGGGCCCCACGCCGGUGGCCCCGCCCCCUCCCGAGGCUCACCCGCUGUUCAAGCAGCUACGGGUGGACCUGGUAAAGGACGAGACCAUGCUUAGGGUGGUGGGCCAGGUGCUGCUUGACUGUUCGAGAAAAACCCCAGGGCGCUCGCGAGACACGUUGCUGCUGCGCGGGCUGCACCUGCUCACCCUCGCCGUUCACGUCAUGGACCCAUCGACGGCGUCGUCCGGUGGUCCUCCCGGCGCUGGCAGAGAUGCCGCCGCUUCUGCUGCUGCAGCUGCCUGUGUGAAAUCCGGCGAUGGCGGUGGUGGUCAGGGGAGCGAUCUGGAAGCGUUCUGCAGCGCGAUGGUGCAGCCGAUGGUGCAGCCGCCGCCGCUGCCGCCGCCGGUGGUGCCACCGCCCGGGGCCGCCGCCGCCGCCGCUGCGGCCCCUGGAGGACGGGGUGGCAACAGCAGCAGCAGCGGCAGCAGCGGGGAUGGGGAUGACGAGGAAAUUGCGGAUGUCCCCGCGCCAAGGACACGUACUUUGUGGGGCGAGCUGGACUCCGUCUACACGCACAGCCCGCCGCCGCCGCCUCCGUCUCUGUGGGCGAGACACCGGGGUGAGGCGCCGCCGCCCCUGAGUGUGCUUCAGCUCUUGGUGGAGCUUGAUGCGGCGCCGUGGGACCAAAGCGACAAGUUCCUCUCCUCCAGCGUGAAGUGGCUUCUCGAGCGCCUCGCCGGCAUGAGCGAGCGGUGCCGGGAGAUCAUCACCCCGACCCCGUCCCCCGCCGCGUGUCCGUCCCCCGGUGGCAUUGGCGGUAAAUCCGGCGGUGCCGUCGAGAAAGGUGGCGCUAGCGUCGGUGGUGGUAGUAUCAACGGCGGCGGCGGCAAUGCUACGGCGGUAAUGGAGGAGAGGAGGAAGGCGGCCCGCAAGCGGGCGAUGGACAUGAUCGAGCAGAAAGCGUCGGCGUUCGCCCGGCAGAUCGACAUGAUGGCCGCCUCCUCCUCCUCUUCUGAAGACGAGGAGGUUAAGGACGGCGGUGGUGGUGGUGGUGGUUUGUCCAGCGGCGCCGGUGCGGGGCGGCGAGCGGCCGGCACGUGCGCCUCGCCUGCCGGAGGGAGCGGGUCCUCCGUAGGAGGGGCGGCGGGAAGGCGGGGGAAGCAAAGGCUGAAGCGAAAGCAGCGGGAGCGGCGCAGCAGCACUAGCAGUAAGGAGCAGCGGCCGGAGUGCAUCGUUUGUCGCGACGAUGCUGACCGAGGGCCGUUGGGUUUUGUCGGGUUCGGGCGGCGUUCUCAGGUGCUGGACGUCAGGCCGGACGGGGAGGAGCGGUCCCCGGGGGUACACCUACAGUUUUGCGGGCACGCCCUCCACUACUCCUGCUUCGAGAAGUACUAUGUGACGAUGGUGCAGAUCUCGGACAGCAACAACAACGUCGCGCUCGACGUGGACCAGGGGGAGUUCCACUGCCCCUUCUGCAAGGCGGUAGGCAACCUCAUGGUGCCUUGCUUCGAGGAGUCUUCGGAGGCCGAGGAUAGCGAUUGGGAGGAGGAUGAAGAGGAGGAGGAGGUGGAGGAGGACGAGGGCGAGGAGGAGGUGGGAGUGGGGGGCAAGGAGAGGCUGGGCAAAGGUGCGGCGGUUGGUCACGCAGGAGGGGAUCCGAUGGACGUGUCUGAGGAAGAGGACCAGUCGAGCGGCGCCAGCGGUGAUGGUGAUGAUGAUGUCGGCUGGUUGGACAGGAAAGCCGCGCUCUCCUUGGAGACGGCACGGCCGUCGAUGUUCGCCGCCCGGCAGUCGUCGGCGGCGGCGGCGGCGGCGGCCACCCGAUCGGCGUCAAAGACGACGGCGGCGGCGAUGGACCGAACGGGAUCAGGGUUCGUGUACAUGGUCAUGGCCGGGAACGAAGACUCGAGCGAAGACGAUGAAAACGGCGGCGGCGGCGGCGGGAUCGAUGUCGGCGGCGAGGAUGGUGGCGGUGAAUCGUCGGCACAGCAGCAGCUGUUUGACUCGGCCACACGGAAAUUCUUGGAGUCGGUGUACGAAGUGGAGACCGGCGUGACACCGGUGCUCCCGUCGGUUACUCCUGAGGCUCUGUUCCUGAGUGCCUGCCGAGCCCUGGCGUACUCCGUGAGCUCAGCCGCCACCACGGCGUCUCCCAUAGACUCCUUGCGAGGCUACGCGGCUGCGGCGGCGGCGGCGGCGGGUUCGGGAACGGAGGGGGCGGCGGCGGCGGCGAUUGAUCACGGGGGUGCCACCCGUCUCCGGUGUCUCCGGCUGGUCGCGGGUGUGCUUAGGAGGGCUGCCGGGCAGGCGGGGCUGGAGGAGACGGUCCGUCGGAAGCUUGCAGGGUCUCUUGCUGGCACCUCCGCGGCCGGUCGUGACGGCCUGAGCGGCACUGGUGCCGGAGCAGCAGACGCGACGGCGACGGGGACAACACCAGGCGAUACGAGCAGCGAAGGAGGAGGAGGAGGAGAGGACGCCGCUGGUGCUGCGGCCGGCGGCGUUGAUCCCUCCCCCGCCGACAUGGCCGCCGCGAUUGCCGAGGUCUCAGCGCGGCGGAUGCAGCAGAAAAACUUACUCGCAGGGCUGGCAUCCUUCGCCGGGGGGCGAGAAGGGGGCGGGGAGGAGGAGGAGAAGGAGGAGCUGGGAUUGGACAGGCCGUUGCUGUUGGCGGGGGCUAUGGAGACGCUUGGGGCCGCUCUGGUCGUGCUCCCGGCGGGGGACACCCAGGGGGCGAUGCAAUGCGUGGGGGCUCUAUGCCUGGUGCGGGUUCUCCAGGUGCUGGCGGCUUUCUGGUUCCAAGACCAACACAACGGGGGGAGGGACGCGGUUGCGGAGGCGCUGUUCUUGGACACCCGCUGCGGGCGAGGAGGAGGAGGAGGAGAAGAGAAACCGGCGGCAGCUGCGGCAGCAGCAGCAGCAGCAGCGGCAAGAGAUGGGGAGGAAGACGGAGGGCCCGUGUAA